Sporothrix brasiliensis 5110 is the source of this 1797-nucleotide messenger RNA. Its product is annotated as 1-pyrroline-5-carboxylate dehydrogenase. NCBI's taxonomy places the organism in Eukaryota, Fungi, Ascomycota, Sordariomycetes, Ophiostomatales, Ophiostomataceae. Gene Ontology annotation, cellular component: mitochondrial matrix. The record is from RefSeq and is a predicted model, not a curated record. Bases 1 to 1797 code for a protein of 598 amino acids. Gene Ontology annotation, molecular function: L-glutamate gamma-semialdehyde dehydrogenase (NAD+) activity. The transcript is spliced from 3 exons.
AUGGCGUCAAGACGACUCAGCAGCGCUGCAACAGCGAGGCUCCUCAGCCCCGGUCUGCGGCGGAUGCAGAAUCAGCAUUUUCAGCACAUACCACUCUCCAGACAAACGUCCGUUUUCUCAUCGCGGCCACAGCUGCGCAUGUCGUCGAUUGCUACAUUCAAGGCGCCUAGUGUCAGCAACGAGCCAAACCACUUCUAUGCCAAGGGCUCGGAGCAGAGAGAGGGCCUUACGGCGGCGGUUGAGAAGCUUAAGGCGGCCGGACCGGUCGACGUCCCGUUGGUGAUCGGAGGCAAAGAGAUCCGCAACAAGUCCAUCGGAGAACAGAAGAAUCCCGCCGACCACAAGACCACCAUCGCGACCUACUCCCAGGCCAGCCCUGCCGAUGUCUCUGCGGCCAUCGAGGCUGCCCUCGCAGCCAAGGCCGAGUGGGCGGCUGUCCCCUUUGCCGACCGCGCCGCCAUCUUCCUCAAGGCGGCCGACCUCAUCUCCACAAAGUACCGAUAUGACAUCAUGGCGGCCACGAUGCUCGGCCAGGGCAAAAACGCAUGGCAGGCCGAGAUCGACGCCGCCGCCGAGCUCUGCGACUUCCUGCGCUUCAAUGUCCACUACGCCGAGCAGCUUUAUGCACAGCAACCCCAACACAACUCUACGGGUGUGUGGAACCGCGCCGAGUACCGCCCUCUGGAGGGCUUCGUGUAUGCUGUCAGCCCCUUCAACUUCACCGCCAUUGCCGGCAACCUGUCGGGUGCUCCCGCCCUGCUCGGCAACGUAGUUGUGUGGAAGCCAUCCGACUUUGCCAUUGCCUCCAACUGGCUGCUGUACAACAUCUUCCUCGAGGCCGGCCUACCCAAGAACGUGAUCCAGUUCGUUCCCGGACCGCCUGAGGAGGUCACGCGAGUUGUCCUAGAGCACCGCCAGUUUGCAGCCCUGCACUACACGGGCAGCACGGCCGUGUUCCGCAAGCUGUGGGGCCAGAUCGGUGAAGGCACCGCCGAGGGCCGCUAUAUUGGCUACCCACGCGUCGUGGGCGAGACCGGCGGCAAGAACUUCCACUUGGUCCAUGCCUCGGCGGACGUCGAGAACGCGGCCGUGCAGACGGUGCGUGGCGCGUUCGAGUUCCAGGGCCAAAAGUGCAGCGCCACGUCGCGCCUCUACGUGCCCAAGUCGCUGUGGCCGCAGUUCCGUGAGCGCAUGGUCGCCGAGACGGAGAAGCUGCAGAUGGGUGUGCCUUGGGAGCACCGCAACUUCGUCGGCCCCGUUAUCCACCAGGCCUCCUUUGACAAGCUGUCGGGCGUCAUCGACGCCGCCAAGUCCGACAAGGAGCUGACACUUCUGACGGGCGGUCGCUACGACGGCAGCCAGGGCUUCUUCGUGCAGCCAACCAUCUACGAGACCAGCAACCCGGCGCAUCCGCUGAUGUCGCGCGAGCUGUUUGGCCCCAUCCUAGUGGCGCACGUCUACGAUGACAAGAACGGGUCCGCGAAGGCGUUUGCCGACAUGUGCGACACCAUUGAUGCGACGUCCGAGUACAGCCUGACGGGCUCUGUGUUUGCGGCUGACCGGUCGGCGGUGCGCGUGGCUGAGGAGCGGCUGCGCAACGCGGCGGGCAACUUCUACAUCAACUGCAAGAGCACGGGUGCCGUGGUGGGCCAGCAGCCGUUUGGUGGUGCGCGGGCCAGCGGGACCAACGACAAGGCAGGCAGCCCGACUCUGCUGAAUCGGUUUGUGAGCACGCGCAGCAUCAAGGAGGAGUUUGGGGCCACCACCGCGGUUGGCUAUCCGAGCAACGUGGAGUAA